Molecule: messenger RNA, 1569 nt
Organism: Anoplopoma fimbria (sablefish)
Lineage: Eukaryota; Metazoa; Chordata; Actinopteri; Perciformes; Anoplopomatidae
Gene: septin4b
Product: septin 4b
Exons: 12
Coding region: 1-1512 (503 amino acids)
Biological process (GO): cytoskeleton-dependent cytokinesis; regulation of exocytosis
Cellular component (GO): cell division site; synaptic vesicle; septin ring
Molecular function (GO): GTP binding; GTPase activity; molecular adaptor activity
Source: RefSeq, a predicted model, not a curated record
AUGGCUGACAGUGAUCAUGAGGCUCACUCUUCAUCAGACGAGCAAGACUCCUGCCCUGCCUCCCCUAGUCAAAGCAGGGACCAUGACGCUGAAAAGCAUUCAAGCCAUUCAGACGACUCAGAGGUGGAGAACAUUAUGCAAGACCCUCACCACCAAGGAGGGCACAGUCAACAUGACCACAACCACCCCCACCAUCAUGGCCACGAGCCUUCUGAUGUGGACAGGGAAGCUGAGGGCGAAGACCGCCCUCACACCCCGUCAUAUUUGCACCCCCCUGUGGCGGGACGGGGGCAGUCGGGUUCAGGUUCAGAGCCCAGUGUUCCACAGAGCAGAAGUGUGGAGUUUGACUUGUCGUCAGUCCCCAUCAGUCCCACCAGGCCCAAGAGUCCCUGGGGUCGUUUUGACCCGUACAACAAUAAUGAGGACCAGGACAAGGAAUACGUGGGUUUUGCAACGCUGCCAAACCAGGUUCACCGCAAGUCAGUGAAGAAGGGAUUUGACUUCACGCUCAUGGUGGCAGGGGAGUCUGGCCUGGGAAAGUCCACCCUGGUCAACAGUCUCUUUCUCACAGAUCUUUACAAAGAUCGGAAGCUGCUCAAUGCUGAAGAGCGGAUCACACAAACAGUAGAAAUCACCAAACACACAGUGGACAUAGAAGAGAAAGGUGUCAAACUGAAGCUCACCAUCGUGGACACCCCUGGGUUUGGGGAUGCUGUAAACAACACUGAAUGCUGGAAGUCAGUGGCUGACUACAUCGACCAGCAGUUCGAGCAGUACUUCAGGGACGAGAGUGGCCUCAACCGCAAAAACAUCCAGGACAACCGCGUACACUGCUGCCUCUAUUUCAUCUCACCCUUUGGUCAUGGCCUUCGGCCUUUGGAUGUGGAAUUUAUGAAAGCUCUUCAUGAGAAGGUUAACAUCGUCCCCAUUUUGGCCAAAGCAGACACACUCACCCCUACUGAGGUCAAGAAAAAGAAAAUCAAGAUCCGAGAGGAGAUCGAGCAGUAUGGUAUCAAGAUAUACCAGUUCCCUGACUGUGACUCUGAUGAAGAUGAGGACUUUAAGCAGCAGGACCAUCAGCUAAAGGAAAGCAUUCCCUUUGCAGUGAUCGGCAGCAACACAGUGGUGGAGGCCAAAGGGAAGAGGGUGCGAGGCCGUCUCUAUCCCUGGGGCAUCGUAGAAGUGGAGAACUCGGCGCACUGUGACUUCGUGAAGCUGAGGAACAUGCUCGUUCGCACACAUAUGCAAGAUCUGAAGGACGUGACCCGGGAGACUCACUACGAGAACUACAGAGCCCACUGCAUCCAGAGCAUGACCCGCAUGGUUGUGAAGGAACGCAACCGCAAUAAACUAACCAGGGAGAGCGGCACAGACUUCCCCAUCCCUGUGGGGCCCGCAGUGGGUGACGAGACAGAAAAGCUCAUCCGAGAGAAAGAUGAGGAGUUGCGGCGGAUGCAGGAGAUGCUGGAGAGGAUCCAAGAUCAAAUGCACACUCAGAAAGAGGGCUAUUAACAAAGGACAGCACUGUGUCCAUGUCUCUCUGUAACUGGGAUUUAAAAAAAAAAAAAA